Hemibagrus wyckioides is the source of this 603-nucleotide messenger RNA. RefSeq names its product dynein light chain roadblock-type 2 (gene dynlrb2). Gene Ontology annotation, cellular component: cytoplasm; cytoplasmic dynein complex; centrosome. The transcript is spliced from 4 exons. Bases 136 to 426 code for a protein of 96 amino acids. Gene Ontology annotation, molecular function: dynein intermediate chain binding. The record is from RefSeq and is a predicted model, not a curated record. Gene Ontology annotation, biological process: microtubule-based movement. Lineage: Eukaryota; Metazoa; Chordata; Actinopteri; Siluriformes; Bagridae.
AAAAAAAAACAUUAAAUAUUAAAAGUUCAACCGUUUGACUGUUUCCUGCUUCACACUUCCGUUUCCACGCAGCAACCCAAAGCUACAAUACAGAAACACAAAAAGCUCCACAGAGGGAAGUGACUGCAGGAGAUCAUGGCUGAAGUGGAGGAAACACUGAAGAGGAUUCAGGCACACAAAGGUGUUAUAGGGACAAUAGUCGUCAAUGCUGAAGGGAUUCCCAUUAGAACGACACUGGACAAUUCCACUACAGUGCAGUAUGCAGGCUUACUUCAUCAGCUUGCUAUGAAAGCGAGGAGUACAGUCCGAGACAUUGACCCUCAGAAUGACCUCACUUUUCUACGUAUCCGGUCUAAGAAACAUGAGAUCAUGGUGGCACCUGACAAAGACUAUCUUCUCAUAGUGAUUCAGAACCCAAGUGAAUAGGACUGAAGGACAGAGUCAGCAAACGCACACUGCAUCAUGAUUAUUCAUUAGUUUUUCCAUUACCUUCGUGGUUUAAUCUGCUUUCUGCACGUAAAAUUAAAUGUUAAGACCAUUUCUCUAAAACAUAUGUGUCCUUUUUAACUUACAAAAAUACAUUGUUUAAUGAAAUAAAAUGUC